AUGGCCUCUAAAAUUGAGAUAGAAAAGUACAAUUUUGAUCAAAGUCUAUUAGCAUUUGAACGUAAAAGUAAUGCUCCUGAAAUAAUAUGCCGGGUGGUACAAUCAUUUUUAAAAGGACUACAACAAAAUUCGAUAGUGUUUUACGGCGAUCAAACGAUUAAAAUAGCGGAAAUUGCUUGCGGGCCCGGCAAUCGAACGAUUGGCUACUUUAAAGGCAUCGAUUUUCAACCAGGCUAUGACAUUAGAGCAACUGAUAUCAAUGCUACAUUCACCGGUGAAAAUGGCUUUAACUUUUCAUCUUGCAAAGGCAGUGAAGACACUAAUGCUGCAUCUAUACUAGGCAAGAACGAAAAAAAUCUAGGGUUAACAGUCAAAGCCUACUUACAGGCUAUUACGACUCAAAGUAUGCCGUUAAAGACGUUCUCGAUUAAAAGAGGAAAUGCCUUCCUCGAGAAUCCACUCCAUUUACUUGUUAGCAGAAGUGAUGAUAUUCAGUCUGAAAGAAGUACAUUUUCCUUGGUAAAUAUUUUCCAUUGCUUGUAUUAUGUAUUUAACGAGAAGGAACCUGAGGAAGCUUUUCAACGGUUUUUUCAUUCUUUAAAACACGAUAUUUUAGCUGACAACGGCGUAGCGCUAUUUUGUCAUAGUACACUCAAGCCAAAUAGUCAUAUAGCAUUAGAAUACAAAUAUGCAUUUCAAUCAAUACACGAUAUCCAUCCUACUACACAAGAAUAUGAAAAGUAUUCGUUAGAUCAUAUCAUCGAAAAAAAUUGUCAACAAAAUAAUCUGCCUUGUUAUAAAGUGGAAUUUCUUACAAAAGUUCACUUUACUCAAGCUUUAUUCGAUCAACAAGAUAUUAUUCGAGAUAUUUAUCGAUAUGACGAGCUCGAUGAAAAUGCAAUCGAUGACAUUCAUCGAUUGCUAUUUAUAGCCCGUCGAUCACCAAUGGAAUUAUAUAAGGAUAAAUCUGAUAUUGGUCUCAAUCAUUUAUUGGAUACAGUCCAGGCUAUCGUUCGAAAUGACGGAGGUAUCCUCGAACACAAUGCUCUUCAAGUAGUUCUGAGCCAAAAUGCAAGUCAGCAGCAGAAGCAAGCGGUUAUGAACAUGGCGGAAGCUAAAACAAAAUUAGUUGAUUCAAAGGUGGCUUGA
Molecule: messenger RNA, 1149 nt
Organism: Trichoplax adhaerens
Lineage: Eukaryota; Metazoa; Placozoa; Uniplacotomia; Trichoplacea; Trichoplacidae
Exons: 2
Coding region: 1-1149 (382 amino acids)
Source: RefSeq, a predicted model, not a curated record